UUUUCCGCGCCAAACUCCAAAGCCCGCGGAGAACGCGCGCGGCACCGGCUCCAGCACCGCCACCCCGGUGAGUCCGCCGGGAACCCCCCCAAACCGCGGCACCGCCACCCCGGUGAGUCCGCCGGGAACCCCCCCAAACCGCGGCACCGCCACCCCGGACCGGCGCCAUGUGGAUCCAGGUGCGCACCAUGGACGGCAAAGAGACGCACCGCGUGGACUCGCUCUCCAAGCUCACCAAGGUGGAAGGGCUGCGCCUGCGGAUACACGAGGUGUUCGGCGUGGAGCCCGAGCGGCAGCGGCUGUUCUACCGCGGAAAGCAGAUGGAAGAUGGGCACUCCCUGUUCGAUUACAGCGUGGGGCUCAACGAUAUUGUUCAGCUCCUGGUCAGACAAAGCCCGGCCGUGCUGCCUGCUGGGAGCAAGGAGAAGGACUCGGAGCURUCGGACACCGAUUCGGGCUGCAGCUCCGGCCCCAGCGAGUCCGACAAAAGCUCCCACAAUGGGGAGGGUGCCCUGGAGCUGGAGGGGCAGCCCAGCACWGCAGCUCAGCCCGACUGGACCGACCCCGGUUUUGGUCUCUACAAGAUCAAUGACUUGGUGGAUGCUCGGGACACGGACAUGGGAGCRUGGUUUGAAGCCCAGGUUGUGAAUGUAACCAGGAAAAAGCCUUCCAGUGAAUCAGCUGAGACUUGCACGGAUCCUGACCAGCCCACAGCUGUGCCUGAAGAAGAUGUGAUUUAUCAUGUGAAAUACGAAGAUUAUCCAGAGAACGGGGUGGUGCAGAUGAGCUCCAGUAACGUUCGGGCUCGGGCAAGGACCAUCCUGAAGUGGCACCAACUGGAGGUGGGGCAGGUGGUGAUGGUCAACUACAACACCGACGAUCCAAAGGAGAGGGGCUUCUGGUACGAUGCUGAGAUCCUGCAAAAAAAGGAAACAAAAAUGACCAGGGAGCUCAACGCGAAGAUAUUAUUUGGGGAAGCUGGUGAUUCCUUGAACGACUGCACAAUUAUUUUAGUGGAUGAAAUCUAUAAAAUUGAAGAACCAGGCACUGCUUCUCCCAUCGAUCCUGGUACCCCAAAACGACAGAGUGGCCCCGUGUGUAAAGACUGCAAGGACAACCCAAACAAAACCUGCAGGGCCUGCGCUUGUCACAUCUGUGGGGGGAAACAAGACCCAGACAAGCAGCUCAUGUGUGACGAGUGUGACAUGGCCUUCCACAUCUACUGCCUCGACCCUCCCCUCAGCAGAAUUCCUGAUGAGGACUGGUAUUGCCCUGAAUGUCGAAAUGACACGAGUGAGGUGGUUUUAGCAGGAGAGAAAUUAAAAGAAAGUAAAAAGAAACAAAAGAUGGCAUCUGCUAAUUCCUCCUCCCAGMGAGACUGGGGCAAGGGCAUGGCGUGUGUUGGGCGCACCAAGGAAUGCACCAUYGUCCCCUCCAACCACUAUGGACCAAUUCCUGGCAUCCCCGUUGGCACCAUGUGGAAAUUCAGAGUUCAGGUGAGCGAGUCUGGGGUGCACAGACCCCACGUGGCUGGGAUCCAUGGCAGGAGCAAUGAUGGGGCCUAUUCCUUGGUGCUGGCAGGAGGAUAUGAAGAUGACAUAGAUCAUGGGAAUUCYUUCACAUACACGGGGAGUGGAGGGCGAGACCUCUCUGGGAACAAACGCACGGCGGAGCAGUCCUGUGAUCAGAAGCUCACCAACAUGAACAGAGCUCUGGCCCUGAACUGCAGCGCCCCCAUCAACGACAAGCACGGAGCUGAGGCCAAGGACUGGCGGGCGGGGAAACCGGUGCGGGUGGUCAGRAAUGUCAAAGGAGGAAAACACAGCAAAUACGCUCCCCUGGAGGGCAACAGAUAUGAUGGCAUCUACAAGGUGGUGAAAUAUUGGCCCGAAACGGGGAAAUCGGGAUUUUUAGUCUGGCGUUAUCUGCUUAGGAGGGAUGAUGAAGAACCUGCUCCUUGGACCAAAGAGGGGAAGGACAGGAUGAAAAAGCUUGGCCUGACAAUGCAGGUACUCCCCUGGGGUAUCACCUGGGCUCUGAGCUUGAUAAAUAGCAGGGAUUUCCUGGGACAUCACCAGAACUGGUUGGAUAGCAGGGAUUUCCUGGGACAUCACCAGAACUGGAUGGAUA
Molecule: messenger RNA, 2130 nt
Organism: Malurus melanocephalus (red-backed fairy wren)
Lineage: Eukaryota; Metazoa; Chordata; Aves; Passeriformes; Maluridae
Gene: UHRF1
Product: ubiquitin like with PHD and ring finger domains 1
Exons: 13
Biological process (GO): negative regulation of gene expression via chromosomal CpG island methylation
Molecular function (GO): ubiquitin protein ligase activity; protein binding
Source: RefSeq, a predicted model, not a curated record